Molecule: messenger RNA, 3513 nt
Organism: Brassica rapa (field mustard)
Lineage: Eukaryota; Viridiplantae; Streptophyta; Magnoliopsida; Brassicales; Brassicaceae
Source: RefSeq, a predicted model, not a curated record
GAGCAAAAAAAAGGUAACUAUGUCCCUUUAGACUAAUCUGUACUACUUUAUGUCCUAUUAGACUAAUUUUUUCGAAAAUGGCAGUAAUGCCCUUAAAAUUGUAAUUUUUUAAAAAAGAUAAAUAAUGAGUUCGACAAGCGGGAUCGAUCGAUCCAGAUUUACAAGUUACAGUGGAUCGAUCGAUCCCGAUAAUUAUUCAGAACAAAAAAAAACGCGAAAUAUAUACUGAUCGACCUGGUCCAUUUCACUCGAUCGGCGAAGGUCGAUUCCUUACAGAUCGACCGAUCCACUAGGAAUAGAUCGAUCGAUCCCGUGCCCAGGAAAGAAUCCCAAAUCGAUUUUUUUGGUUUUGUAUGAUUAUAUCCGGGUUGAUUCCCACUUGAUUUGAACCGACCAAGCAUGAUUUCAACUUUUUAAGCUCGAUUUCUCUGGGAAAAAACCCUUAAUUUCCCAUUCACGAACAAAGGGAGAGAAAAUCAAAUUCUCACCCAAAGUUCAUUAACCCUAACUCACUCAAUUCUCUGAUUUGGACGAUUAUUUGGCCUAACUCAUACAAUUUCGUGAGCUUUUUACGAAUCUAUCACUCUUUAGUUCGUUCUGCAAAGGUAUGAAACUCUAUCUCCACUUCUUUUUAGAGUUUGAAAAUAGAAAGGUAAAAGGUAAAUUUUUUGAGUUAGUUAAGAUAUUUAGACUUCAAUCAUGUGUUAAGGUGAUGAUUAGAGAAGAUUUUGUACACAAUCAUGGUUUAAAUCAUAUUUUUGGGAUAGAUUUAGGGAUUUUAGAUUUUUGUUAUUAAUAUAUAUAUGUUGUAUUGUUUUCAAAUUUCAGGUAUGGAGUUGGAGUUGCCUAAUCGUUUAUACGGUGAGGGAUUGGAACCUCAGGUUAAGAAGAUUAAUAACAGCUGCCGACUAAAACUUCUCGAGUUGCUAAAAGAAAAAAUGGAACCAGAAUUCGAUGAAGUUAUGAAAGAUCCCAUUUUUUCACAGAUUAUGGUUAUCCAGAAGAAUGAUCUGAAGUUUUCGGCGAGGUUGGUACACUCUUUCUUGUGUAAGGAGUUGAUGACAAGCAAGAGACAUGAGAAGUGGUUCACUUUCGCUAGGAGACCUCUGCGUUUUGGAUUGCAAGAGUAUCAUGCUGUCACUGGUCUGAAAGUGAAGCGAGAGAAUAACAGUGGGCUAGUGACAUGGAAAGACGAUAAUGGUUUUUGGAGCAAGCAGAUAAAGACAAAUGGAAAAAUAAAUUUGCAGAUCAUAAAAAAGAAGCAUUUGGAAGAGAGCAAUACCUGGACUUGGGUUGAUAGGGUGAGACUGAUAUAUCUUUGCGUUAUUAUGGGUGUGGUGAUGGGAAAGGAUGAGAAGGUGAAUAUCCCGCAUCUGUACAUGAAGUUGGCGAUGGAUUUGGAGAAGCUUCGGAAUUACCCAUGGGGUCUGUAUUCGUUUGAUUUCCUUCUGAAGCAAAUUGAUAAAACAAGGCAUAAAUUAGAGCAGAAAGAGGGGUAUCUGAUGGAAGGAUUCUUGUUUGGUUUCCAAAUUUGGAUAAUGGAAGCUGUUCCUGCUUUAGGAGAGAUUUGUGGCACAAAAGUCAGUAAAAAUUUUACAGGUCCACUGUGUGGUAAUUGGAGAGGAUGUGCAAAAUGUUCUUAUGAAGAUAUCAUUGGCGUUGAGAACUUAUUCCCAGAAAACGGGAUUUUGCAUUCAUUCAUGGAAUCCCACAUAGAUGGAGUGGUCCUUUUGGCAACUGAUUUUGUACAGAAGGAUGAGAAGAAAGAUGAAAGAGUAGAUCGUAUUUUAGAUAUGAUCAAUAGUAAACAUGAUUGGAACAAUCAUGUUUGGGGAGUAAAAGAAGGUACGAACUCUGAAUUUGAGGAAUCUGGCGAAGAGAAAGGAGAGGAUCAAACAGCUGAUACUGAGAGAGGUGAAAAUAGUCAUGUUGCAGGGAAUGUUGAUGGCACAGCUGAUGUUUCGGGAAGAAACAAGAGAAAGCAUGCAGACCGAGGAGCAGAGUCAAGGAAAAAGAAUGUUUUGUGCCACCUAGCUGCUUCAUCAAAAGGAAAUAUUGACACAGAUAUGAAAAAUUUCUUGGAGGAUCUGGUACAAGCUUCUUUUACUGCUUUUGGGGAGAAAUUCUGUCAGCAGUUCUCGGACAGGUUGGGUAAGAUUGAGACUGAGGUUACACAACUCAGGACAGCUUCAGAGAGAACUGAGCAAUUUGAGACCGUUGUAACCGACAGAUUGGGGAAAAUUGAGGCUGAGGUUACACAGCUCAGGACAAGUUUAGUGGUGACUGAAUUGGUGGGAAAGAGUGAUCAAGCAAGCGGUCCUAGCUUGACCAAAAUCAACAGUGGUCCUAGCACCAGCAAAAAAGGCACUGCUCCAACAAAGAAAAAGGCUGUAAAAAACCAAGAGUUAAAGACUGCUGAUUCGUGUGUCAAUUUACCUCGUGCAAAAGUUACUCAAUCAUCAGCUAGUGAUCUUCGUAUGGGUACACAAGAGUUUUUGGAAAGUUGCAUGAAGAACCUUCCAUUAGACACAUUUGUGAAAGGUUUGAAUCCUUCUCAAGCUAAAGUCGAAGAUUCAUUGGAUUGGUUGGAACUUCCUAAAUCAUUGAAGAAGCCAACAGAUUCAUUGGAACUUCAAAAAUCAUUGAAGAAGCCAGCGGUCCGAUUAGAUGACCGAGAUAUAGAGCUAGACGGCGAAAAUUUCCCUGAUCGCUGCUUGGUGUUUGUGCAUCCUACAGAUUUUAAGAAGAUGCAGGACUGGCAAGAUACACGAACAGCUAUACAGAUUGGUCCUUCUAUGUUAGACGGUGAUCUAGCCGGACGUAUUAUGUCUGCCAGCAGUUGGCUUAAAAACUACGAAAUUGAUGCUAUAAUGUAUGUUUUCCGGGAAAGAACAACAUUGAAACGAUGGAACGUAGAUCGUGUUGCUUUCAUGACAUGCGUCUUCAGCGACCUCAUUGCUAAGGAUUACCAGAAUUUCUGUAAGGGAAUUAAAAAACCAACGUGUCAGCAUUUCUCUAAUACUGUCCAACAAAGGAAUUACGGGAAACUCUCUCGGCGAACGCAACGCAGAAUUUAUCGACUCUGCAGGAUUGUUUGUCCUAAUGUCAUACCUGUAUCCAUGAAAUUGACAUCUAGCCCACUUUCUGACAUCUGCUUCCAUAAGAUACGUUCCAAUUGCUGGACUGAUAUUGCAAACAUGAGCAAACGUCUUCUUGAAAUCAACCACUCUAUAAGCCUUUGAAGCCUUAGAAAUCAACCCAGCUAAUCCCUUCCCCUUGAAAUAUGAUAUCACAUUAUUCAACAAAUGAUGAAUACAGAUACCAUGUCUCGCUAGGGGAUACACUUUCUCCACUGCCUUCGCUAUUGACACUUGUCUAUCCGAAAUAAAAGCCAAACCAUUAUCAUCAGCAACAACAACUUUUAAUUCUCUCAUAAACCAUUCCCAAGACUGCUCAUUCUCAGAGUCUACUAUCCCAAAUGCAAUAGGAUAUAAAUUUGAAUUUCCAUCUAUA